This is a messenger RNA of Scatophagus argus, 4502 nucleotides long. It is a transcript of the gene dusp4, whose product is annotated as dual specificity phosphatase 4. The transcript is spliced from 4 exons. The coding region runs from base 903 to 2009 and encodes 368 amino acids. Gene Ontology annotation, cellular component: nucleus; cytoplasm. The record is from RefSeq and is a predicted model, not a curated record. Lineage: Eukaryota; Metazoa; Chordata; Actinopteri; Scatophagidae. Gene Ontology annotation, biological process: endoderm formation; protein dephosphorylation; negative regulation of MAPK cascade. Gene Ontology annotation, molecular function: protein tyrosine/threonine phosphatase activity; MAP kinase tyrosine/serine/threonine phosphatase activity.
UAUAUAAGUGUACAAACCAAAAAAAUAUAAAGAUCUAGUUGUUUUAAGAAUUUUUAACUCAGAAAUGCUACAAUUAUGAUUUUAAAGGCAUACUAUGUAGGAUUUGCCAGCCAUUCAAGGGUGCAAAAGAGAAAAAAAGAAAAAUUGCUUGAUUACUGUAACUCAUUCCCAGGUCCUCAGAUAUUUCCACUUUGGGUUUGUGAAAAUACAGUCAGAGGGCCGGGUCUCUGCAGAUAUAGACACCACAUCAGUGGGUCAUAAGUGAUGAUUGAGAGGGGUUAUUUUUAUAUGAGUGUUUCUUUUUUAGUAAAAGGACAAAUAUGAAAUUGGAAAUAACAUGUUCUUCUACAAAUAAAAUAAACAAAGGUUGGAGGCGGAUUUAACAAACAUGAAUUCUCUGCCUUUUGUGGUUCUUGUGACUGCUCGUUUAAAGUCCCUUUAUUACAAGAAUCAUUCAAACGUGGCCUUGAGCUGGUUAAAUCAUGAAGGGUGCCAAACUCCCCUGCACGCCUCAUGGAGUUUAAUCUCCAUCCUCACCGCCUCGCGUUUCAUUGAGGUCUCUUUUUUUAUGAAUGAACGGCAGAAGAGGAAAGGGGACGGGAAACUGGCUGAUUUGUGAUAGGCUGCUGUCUGUUGACGUCACCUCCGCCGUGACGCGCUGCACCCAUUCAUAAAAAAAGGAAAAAACUGAAACAACCCAGAGAAGGCACACUCGGAAGAGGGAGAAAGAAAGAGCUGACAGGACUGAGUGUGAAGAGUACAGUGCGCGGAAUGAUGCGCGGAUAGAGGACAAGCGCAAAAGGGAAUCCACCGCAGGAUCCGCACGUCUGGAGGGCGGUGGGGACACAGAAAGGGAGAUAAGCGACAGUGAAGCCUACACACGCAGCCUGAAACGACGUGCGAUGGAGGACCUGGGCGAGAUGGACUGCCCUGUGCUGAAGCGGUUCCUGAAGGAGGACAGCGCCAAGUGCCUGCUGUUGGACUGCCGCUCCUUCCUCGCCUUCAGCGCGGGGCACAUCCGGGGCGCAGUCAACGCUCGCUGUAACACCAUCGUCCGUCGUAGGGCCAAGGGCUCCGUGCUGAGCCUGGACCAGAUACUGGCCGGGGACGAAGAGGUCCGGGGCCGUCUUCGCUCCGGGAUGUACUCCGCGGCGGUGCUGUACGAUGAGAGGACGCCGGACUCGGACACGGUGAAGGAGGACAGCACUCUGACUGUGGUGCUCAACGCGCUGUGCAGGGACUCCUCCGGCACACACAUAUACCUGCUCAAAGGUGGCUAUGACAGAUUUUUCACAGAGUACCCUGAGUAUUGUUUAAAGACCAAAUCCUUACCGCCCCUCACCAACCAGUCCAGCAUUGACUCUGCAUGUUCGUCUUGUGGGACGCCACAUCAUGACCAGGGUGGUCCAGUUGAGAUCCUCCCGUUCCUCUACCUAGGCAGCGCCCUCCACGCCUCAAAGAAAGAGGUUUUGGACAGCAUUGGGAUCUCGGCCUUGCUGAACGUGUCCGCCGACUGUCCCAACCACUUUGAAGGGGCGUACCAGUACAAAUGUAUUCCCGUGGAAGACAACCAUAAAGAGGACAUCAGCUGCUGGUUUCUGGAGGCUAUUGAGUUCAUAGACUCAGUACGGGACUCUAGUGGGCGAGUGUUGGUCCAUUGUCAAGCAGGCAUCUCCCGCUCCGCCACCAUCUGCCUGGCCUAUCUGAUGAAGAGGAAGCGAGUGCGUUUGGAUGAAGCCUUCGAGUUUGUGCGUCGGCGUCGCAGCAUAAUUUCUCCAAACUUCAGCUUCAUGGGACAGCUGCUGCAGUUCGAGUCGCAGCUCCUCGCCACCUCGUGCGCCGCCGAAGCAGCCGUCACAGUGAGCCCACUGCUUGGACCCAAGUCCUCAACGACCACCACCUCGACGUCGGCCACGCCUACCUCUCCGUUCAUUUUCAACUUCCCAGUUUCCGUGGUGAACUCGGCCUAUCUGCACCACAGCCCGAUCACGACCUCCCCUGGCUGCUGAUGGAAAGCCAAUCGCAUCCCCCACCCUGACAAACUAACUGAGCACAGACUGGGCUGCCAUUGGCUGGAAGAGCUGUCAGUCUUACUGACCCCUGCACAAGCUUCCAGGGCAGGGAGGUGAGAAGCAUCACGGUGCCUGAUUAAAAACUCAAAGAUUGAAAAAAAAAACUUUUUAAAGUUCAGAAACCAGCCAACACUCCUUCCGUUUUAAGAUUUAUUUACAUUGACCAAAAAUGAACUGGCUUUCAAAACUUGUUUCGAUAAACAAGUUACAAGUGAACGGAGUGUUGGACUGACGUGUACUGAAGAUACACCCUCUUCCUUGGAAAAACAAAAACAACAACAACAUGCACAGAGGCACACUGACACACAAACACUGGCACAGAGAGGCAUGAGCAGCAGCAAACACCCACUCUCUCUCUCUCUCUCUCUCUCUCUCUCUCUCUCUCUCUCUCUUUCUCUCCCUCUGCCUCACACACAUACAUUCAUGACUGAAUAAGCUCAGUAUGAAGACAGGGUCUGUUGCUAUGGCGACAACAGGUCUUUAGGAGAGGAGAUGGACACAGGAAGGAAGGAAGAAUUUUAAGCACCCGCUCUUUCCCCUUUGGGUGUCCCUCCUGUUGCCGGACAAAAGAGAUGGAUGGAAUAAAGGGGAGGAGACGGUGAUAGAAAGCAGGAGGCUCUUCAGUGACAGGUGCUCUGCCGGCGAUCCGACCGGAGCUUCCUGUCUUUCAUACGUCCUCUUCCUCUCGCUGUCCCCCCUCCAACCCCUCACACCUUCCUCUCAUCUCCUUUUCAUCCUUUUAUAUUCCUUCUCUCCUCCUCCUCUCAUCUCUGCCUCUCAUCUUCACCCUGUUCGCCCCCUCUCCUCUGCUCCUCAUCUCCUGACUGAAGAGAGGCUAAAUAAAUGAAUUAAGAUGCCAAAUAAAGGCCAUGGCCCUCGUAAAUGGACUGGGAAACCCCACUGCAGGCCCCUGAUAUACACUGUAGGAAAAGCCCUUCUGUUACAUCUCAAAAAAACAAAAACAAAAAGUUUUGGACCAGAGGGUAAACUUUGGAGCAUAGUGGCUCUGGAAGACAGUCACUUAAAGGACCUUGCUGGUGUUUUUGUAUCUUUUAAUCCAUUAUAAAUGAUCCAUUCUUUACUGUCAACUAGUUUCCAAAACACACAGAACUUGACGGCGUGGUGUUUAUGUUCAUACUGGACUCAAAUCAACUGAAAAGUCCCUUGAAAAAUUAUAAUUUUUUUUUUAAGUUAAUGAGCUAAAAUGUACAUCACCAACAAAUGGUCUUUUAAGAUGUCCGUGCCUUGUUCAUGAAGGUAUCCCAUGGAUUUAGGCUUCUCUGGAUUUGCCAGUGGAACACUUUUUUUUUUCUUGGCUGCUAGGAAGCAGAUUUCUGAAUGUUAGUCAGACUUUAAAAAAAGUCAACAUUUCAACAGUGCAGUACAGACCUCUUUCUUCAUCUCUACUUGCGAUGGACAUAGACACACAGACACAACAUGCUGUAUUUGGUAGGUGUAAGCCCAUAUUAGGUGUCAGACUCAAACAAGACCAAACAUCAGGGAGCCUCAGUGUUGUUCCUUGUGAGGGGAAUCCAGGAAGAAAUAUAUGCUGAAAGUAAGAGAAGAAAACUUUGUGCUUUGAGGUCAUAAUCCAACAGGAAGUUGCCCUUAUAAGUCAGUUCAUUCAUCCAAGCCCUGAUGUGAAUGAACACAAGCACACACACACACACAAUCAUAACUCUUCUCUGUUUUUCAAAAUGGUCCACAGUUCUUUUCGUAGCACUCUGAAGUCUCGCAAUACUGUCCUUUACAAUUCAUUCAAGGAAAAAACCACAAUAGCAAUGACUUUUUAGGACAUCACACCAACCAUCGCUUCAUUGGAUGAGACAAUGUUUGUAUUGCUUCUGCUUCUGACCAGGCUAAGCUCCACAUUCUGUACUAGACAUCCAAAGGCACAAAGUCCAAUCAUGGUUGCUUUUAUACCUGGAUCCUGAUGUACAUACAACACACACACACACACACAGUUUCAAAAAAACAAAUCUUUCUCUGUUUUUAAAGAUUGUUGACACCUAUCUCUGUAGCACUUUGAAGUGAUGCAAUACUGUAUUUAUGAUUUAUGACUGAUUUGUAUAUGGUAGACUGGCUAGAGCUUUCAUAAAGACAUUUUGUAGAGAGAGAGAGAGAGACAUAGGGAGAGAAAGAAAAGAGAGCCAGCCAGUGAAAAACGCAAUACUUUGUACACAUCUGUCUGUCUGUCUGUCCGUCUGCCUCUCUGUGUUAGUCCAGCUGUCUAGACUGUCUCGCUGUCUGGUCAGUGCUGUUUACCCAUGGCAAUAUCAAUCUUCCACUUGGACAUUUAUAUAAAUAUAUAUUAAAAAAUGAAAAAAAAAUGAAAAAACAAUUUUCCCUCAAUUUUAUUGUGGAAUGAAUUAUCUGUGCAUUUAUUUAUUACUGAAGAUCCACUGUUGAAUAAACAAUGUUCUUAAUUAA